CUCUCUCCUCUUCCCCUCGGCACCCCCCCCGCCCUCUCUCUCUCGAAUUCUCACUCACAAACCCUACACCCUAUUUUUCCAGAUUUUAUUUAAUUAAUCCAAGAUUUUUUAAAGGAUUUCUCUCUCUUUCUUUUUUUUUUCUCUGAAACUUUGAUUUUCCAGAGAUGGCCAAUUCUACCACCAGCACCGUUUAUGCCCACGUUAUUGAGGACGUCAUCAACAAGUGCCGCGAUGAGUACACCGACAAUGGUGGUCCUGGCGACAAUGUUCUCAAUGAGCUCCAAGCAUUAUGGGAGUUGAAGAUGAUACAAGCAGGGGCAAUCGUGGGCCCCAUAGACAGGUCUGCAACCCAAAAGCCCGCACCUGGGGGUCCCAUUCCUCCUAACCCAGUGCGUGACCUCAAUGUUCCCUAUGAAGGCACAGAGGAGUACGAAACUCCGACUGCUGAUUUACUUUUCCCUCCGACUCCUUUGCAGACGCCACUGCCAGGGACAACACAGACUCCGUUGCCUGGAACUACCCAGACUCCUCUUACUGGAAUGUCUGACAGCAGCUCGUUGUAUAACAUUCAUACUGGCGGAACCCCGAUAACCCCAAAUGAGUAUUCAUCUGUGAAUGACAAUAGUGGGGUUCCCGACAUGAGAGCUGGAUCUGCAAGACCCAGCCCAUAUAUGGCACCUUCGCCCUGGUUGAAUCAAAGGCCUCCUCUUGAUGUGAAUGUUGCUUAUGUGGAAGGCCGGGAAGAGGGUGAGAAGAGGGCCCCUCAUCUUCCUUCAACACAGGAUUUCUUCACAAUGCCUUCUGGAAAGCGAAAACGGGAAGACUUUCCUUCACAACAGCACCCUGAAGGAUACAUCCCACAGCAAGAUGGGGCUGGAGAUAUAUCUGAUGAUAUGAAGGUAGAUCAAGAGAGCAGCAGUCAGCAUGUUUUGGUAAAUUCUACGAAAAAGAUGGUUGUUCAAAGGGAAGGAUUGUCUUCUAGGAUUCCUCAGUUGGAUGGUCCCAUACCCGAUCCAUACGAUGACAUGCUUUCUACACCUAAUAUAUACAAUUAUCAAGGUGUUGCCAAUGAAGACUACAAUAUAGUGAACACACCCGCGCCACAUGAGCUGCAAGCACCGACUCCCACUCCUGCUCCCCAGAAUGACAUUGCAGAUGAUGACGAAGACGAACCUUUGAAUGAAGAUGAUGACGACGAUGAUUUGGAUGAUGUGGACCAAGGGGCGGAUCUGAACACAACGCAUUUGGUUCUGGCACAAUUUGACAAGGUGACACGUACCAAGAGCAAGUGGAAAUGCACUCUGAAAGAUGGCAUUAUGCACAUAAACAACAAAGACAUUCUGUUCAACAAGGCAACAGGAGAAUUCGAAUUCUGAUCCAUUAGAGAGAGACUCUCUUCCCAGAUGGCUGUUUAAUAUGGAGAAAGACCAGAGAUCUCUCUAUCUUUUAUAUUGUUGUCUUUGUUCUCUAUUAUUAAAUGAAAACUAGAGAGGAUUAGGAUUGAGCCCUUGAUGCUUUUCGGAAGGUUUCCUGCUUAUGUACAUGAAGACAGUUUUUGCUCCGACUGUCCUUUUUAAGUUUCGUGAAUCUUAUCUAUUGAACUCCA
This is a messenger RNA of Olea europaea var. sylvestris, 1606 nucleotides long. RefSeq names its product transcription initiation factor IIA large subunit-like. NCBI's taxonomy places the organism in Eukaryota, Viridiplantae, Streptophyta, Magnoliopsida, Lamiales, Oleaceae. Bases 165 to 1376 code for a protein of 403 amino acids. Gene Ontology annotation, biological process: transcription by RNA polymerase II; transcription initiation at RNA polymerase II promoter. The transcript is spliced from 11 exons. The record is from RefSeq and is a predicted model, not a curated record. Gene Ontology annotation, cellular component: transcription factor TFIIA complex.